CUUAUCGUAUCGAAGUCGAUCGUUACCUAUACUUGGAAUUUAAAAUAUAAAUAUAGAAUAAUUAGUGAUAAUUAAUUAAGACCGUGUUAUUGUAGUUCAUAAUUCCGUCAGCAGUCGCCGGUCACAAUAUCCACUAUCCAGUAUCCAGUUGAAUUGGUCGUCACUCGUCACUCGUCAGUCGUCAGUCGUCACCGCUUGCGCUUAUGUACACUGCACAGCAGUAUUGAUGGUUAUAUGGUUAUAUCACAGAAUUCUGUGGUUAUAUCAUAUACCUAAUUAUAGUAUAGCGAUGUGCGAAUUAUUGUUCACCGAGUGCGAUUCUUACGACCGUGCAACAUGUGGUAUGUUACUAUGUUGACAGUUUGACACUCGCGAUCCAUAUCUGUUGCGUUUCGCGCGUUAGUAAAAUUUAAAAAUAAAGUCUUUGACUUUUUUUAGUUAAACUGUUACAAUAAAUUGUCGUGGAUCAUCAUAUUGCUUCGACAUGACGUGCGAUAAACUCAAUGAUAUAGAAGUUAAAUGUUGGAAUGCCUAUAUUUCAUAUUUUUAUUCAUUUAAGAACUUUUAUAUACAAAACAAAAAUGAUCAACAGGUUAUUCAAGAAAUAACAACAAGUCUUCAACUUAUUGAAAAUGAAGAUUCAGUAUUGGUUUCUAUGUUGCCUGGAGAUCUAGUUGCUGCUAAAUAUGAAAAUGAUGGUCUUUGGUACAGAGCUAAAAUUUUGAAUAUUGAGCAAAAUACUUUUACUGUUCAAUUUAUUGACUACGGAAAUUCAGAGGUAUCAUCAAAUCUUAAGAAACUUCCUAGCAAAAUAGCUUGUUACCAUGCAAUGGCAUAUCAUUGUAUGCUCGAUGAUGUAGACCAUGAAGAAUAUGUAAUUUCAACUGAAAAUGAUAUAUAUGAUAUAAUUUUUAAUUUUUUAGGAUCUGUUGAAGUAGUUGUAACUUUUUUAAGCAAUGAAGAAACAUUUUUGGUGAAUAUGAAGUGGGAUAAUAGAUGUAUAAAAACAUAUGUAAACAAUAUUAUUUCAUAUGGACUUAUUCCAAAGACAUAUGAAAUUUUGAAGAAAAUUGAUCAGUCUAAUGCAAAAAUGGUUGUAAACCUUAUUUAUGCUCAGUCAAUAAAUGAAUUCUAUGUAGAAACUGAAGAUAGUAAAGAAAUACAAAAUAAAAUUGAAAAUAUACUUGAAAAUGAAACUGUUUGGGAACCAUUGACUGAAUAUAAAAUUGGUAAGAUGGCAAUUGCAAAAAGUUUAACCGACAAUAGAUGGUAUAGAGUAAGGAUUUUAAUGAUACAUGAGGGAGGUGAAUGUACUUGUUAUUUCAUAGAUUAUGGAGUACAAGACAAAUGUUCUGAAUUUUAUAAAGCAGUUGGUUAUUUAAAAUUGGCUCCUCCAUUUAUUAAACUAUGUUCAUUACAUAUUCCAAGUAUAAAAAAUAAAAAAAAGUUGUUUGAUAGUUUAUCUAAAAGUUUUACUGAUGAAAUGGAACAAUACAAACAUAAAAAGAUGACUAUAGUUAUAGUAAAAACUGGCGAACCAUGUGUAGUAGAACUUUAUGUUGAUAAUUUUAAUGUUGCUAAACUAAUUGAACCUAUUCCAGUGAUUGUAUUUAAUGUUAUUCAUAUGAAUAUAUUAACAGUUCAAGUAAAUUCUUCUAGUAGACUUGCUGUAAUGAAUGAAUUAAGUAAAAUUAAAACUUUAAGUCCUGUUGAAAAACCAAAAUAUUGUCGCAUAUAUGGAGCUUUGGUUAACAAUCAGUGGUAUCGUGCAGAAUUAAAAAAUAAAUUUAAAGGUUCAAUGGAUGUAAUAUUGGUAGAUAUGGGAAGUAGUAUUAUAAAUGUAGAAAAAUUAUUUAAACUUCCUAACCACAUACAAAAUCUUAAGUACUUGACAUUACGUUGUUCACUUGGUUUAGAUGAGAAAUAUUUCAGUUUACAUAAACUGAAACUUAUAUGCAAUAGUAAAACAGAAUUUAUGAUGAUAGUAAAUAAAAAUAAUAAUACUGAUGGACAUCUUAUACAAUUAUUAUAUAAUGGUGUAGAUGUUGCUACCAUUAUUAAGAAAUAUUGA
Messenger RNA from Melanaphis sacchari, 2071 nucleotides. It is a transcript of the gene tud, whose product is annotated as maternal protein tudor. Bases 485 to 2071 code for a protein of 528 amino acids. Lineage: Eukaryota; Metazoa; Arthropoda; Insecta; Hemiptera; Aphididae. The transcript has 2 exons. The record is from RefSeq and is a predicted model, not a curated record.